Penicillium cataractarum is the source of this 1713-nucleotide messenger RNA. RefSeq names its product protein ergS (gene ergS). The transcript has a single exon. The coding region runs from base 1 to 1713 and encodes 570 amino acids. Lineage: Eukaryota; Fungi; Ascomycota; Eurotiomycetes; Eurotiales; Aspergillaceae. Gene Ontology annotation, biological process: phospholipid homeostasis. The record is from RefSeq and is a predicted model, not a curated record. Gene Ontology annotation, molecular function: aminoacyltransferase activity.
AUGACGGCUCCAAUGCUGUCCCCGACUGAGGCCAUUCCGCCCAUCAUGGUCACUAGUGUCACCACGGCGAUGGUCCCGAUGAUGCAACCCACGAUCAACAUAUCUCCCGCGCCGGAGAAGGAGAAGCGUGGUCGACGAGGACGAAAGAACGCCGUCGACAUUGUCGGCACGAAACAAAAGAAAUCAUUGCUUCUCGAUGAGCUGGGUGAUGCAUUGGUUGAUCAGAUGUACACCACUCCCGCUGCCUUGACCAAGCUACACGACCGGUUGGAUAUCUCCAGUACAUCCGUCGUGGAUCACCUUCGCAACAACUUCACCACAGAACUCACAGCCUCCUCGUGUGCCAGCUCACGUAGCGGCAGCAGUCGCACGUUGACAGGAGUCGAAAGUCACGGCACACCCCCAACCAGUCUAGAUGAGCGCGACGCACACGAGAUCGCCACAUCAACCGCAUCAACCGUUGCACCCACCGUAUCCAGCCACCACCGCCCCAGCAUGGAAUCUCUUCGCACCAGUCCUUCAAGUCACAGCAAAACAACUCCGGGCACUGCAGGUGCCGUCUUCUGCCUGGAAGACUUCUCCACAAUGUCCGCUAUUCAACGGCUAACCGCUCAAUACGGCCGCGUCGCCAACAUGGGCAUCCUCGACCACAGCUAUCGAUUUUUCGUCAAUCAAAGCCGCACCGGCGCCCUCUCCUUCAAGGUACGCAACCAAGUCGCCAUCGUCGGCGGCGAUCCCCUCUGCGAACCACACAUGAUCCCCUCCCUCCUCGCCGAAUUCGCCACCUACCGCCGUAAACACCACUGGGGUCUAGCCUUCAUGGGCGCCAGCGGUUCCUUUGUCCGUGACUUUGCCCGACCACAAGGCUGGACAACCAUCCGCUUUGGAACAGAGCGCGUCCUCAACCCACAAACAAAUGAGGUCCUGCUGGAGCGCAGCGGGAAACGCAUCGCCGUGCAAAACCGUCAACUCCUGAACAGUGCAAAGGGCGGCGUUACUCUCGGCGUGUAUGCCCCCGCCGUGCAUGGCACGGAUGCCCAGCUUCAAUCCGAGCUGGUGGGUAUCUACGACGCAUGGCGCGCAGAACGAAAUACCUCUGCCGGCCCGCAGGCUUUCAUCACCGUGUACGACCCCUUCGCGCUCCCCGCGCUGAUGACAUUCGUCUACAGCCGUGGACCAGACGGGACGAUCAACGGAUUCGCAGCACUCCGUCGACUUGGCGACGGCGGAUACCACAUUGAUCCCUGCAUCGCGGCACCCGGCGCAGCAAAGGGAAUCAGCGACCUCCUCAUCGUCUCCGCAAUGGCACUGCUACACCGAGCAGGCGUAUCAUAUCUAGGCUUUGGCUUUGAACCCGUUCAUGUACUCGCCCGCGAAGAUAUCACCGGUAUGGCCGGACCAUUGGCCAGUCUGACGAAGGAAAUGUAUGGCCAUACAUUCCGGAGGCUACCUAUUCAUGGGAAAAAGGCGUAUCAUGAUAAGUUCCGGCCGGAUGUGGAACAGGAUUGUGGACUUUAUCUUGUUUUCCCUGGCGGGAUGCCGGGUCCCAGACAGUUUUUGGGGAUGAUUCAUAUGGCGAAUAUUAGUCUGAGGAAGAUUUUGUGGGCGGAUUUGAGGGCUUUCAUGUCUAGGCGCAAGCGCAGGCAUAAGGGUGAGAAGACUAGGGUGGAUGGUGAAGGUGAUCCACAGUCACAGUCUCGGGAACAGUCAUAG